UGUCGAGAUGAGGAAUCCACAAAACGUUAUUGUUGACAAGGUACAAGUGAAGACAUCACCUCGCACAGGUAUUGAGCAGCGCAGGCUGCAUCUUGGCCCAGACGCUUUACAAGGAAAGUGGACUGUUGUAGCUCGAUAUGGCUAUAAAGCUGAGUUGAAAUCAGAGUAUCGAUUUGAAGUGAAGGAUUAUGUGUUACCGUCAUUCGAUGUCAAGAUCAUUCCUCCCGAAUAUGUCAGAGACAAACGUUUGCAAGAUACUAUCUCUUUUCGUGUGACAGCAAGGUACACAUAUGGUAAAGCUGUUACAGGAAAGCUCAACGUCACAGUUGGAGUUCUCAUUAGAGGAAACAAAACAGUAGACGUCUUUAAUUCACUUUCUUUGUAUAUAUUAAAAUCGGACGACGGAGUAAAAACUAUCUUUUUUCCAAAUGGAGGGUACAAAGUUUUUCCCUUAGGCGAACAAGUUUAUAUUUCAGUAGAAGUGACAAACUCAAACAACGGAGUGAAACGACAAACAUUUGAUGUGUCCUCUCAAUUCGAUGACAAUCCCAUUAAAUUGGAUUGUGCUUUGAGUCCUCCAUAUUAUCGUCCCAACCUUCCCCUGCGACUGCAGGUACGAUCCAGGUAUGCGAAUGGAGCUGUGGUAUCUAACGUAAAGGUAGAAUACACUAAUGCACCAUCACCCGGUGAGCAACUUACCAGAACGACUAACGAGAAGGGCAUCGCAUAUUUUCAGCUCAAUGUUAGUCAAGGAAGUGGUGAUAAGGAAUUUCGGUUUCAGGUUAAAGCGCCAGUAGCCCAACAACUGGUUACUGCUUGCACUCUUAAACAAUUCCCUUCCAGUAGAGGAAGCUUCUUUGUGCGAUCAAAUUUUCGUAAUCCACCCAAAAUUGGCUUACAGGGAGACUUUGAAAUCAUCAGAGAUGUAAAGGAUAUCAGACACUUGACGCUUACAGUGCUAGUCAUCUCGAGAGGAAUAAUCCAGCAGCAGAAAGCAGUGCUUUUGAGAGGAGGGUCUAUUGGGACGUUUCAAGUUUCGAUCACUUCAGAUCUCACUGGCAAAUUCUGCGUCCUUGCAUACUACGUAGAAGACAACAACGAAGUCGUGGCGGAUGCAACAUGCUUGGAAAUAGAGAAAUCGUUUAAGAACGACAUUAAACUAUCAAGUGUGAAUACCAUUCAUCCUUCCGAUUCUUUUCACUUGAAGGUAGCAGCUGCUCGACGCUCUGAUAUUGCAUUACUCGCAGUGGACAAGCGUCUCUACAUACUCUACAAUGAGAACAAGUUGUUAAGAGAAAACGUAUUUGAUGACUUGAGUAGUUACGACAAGUCUUGUGGAUACACAUCAGUUGACAGCAAGGGUGUCUUUGAUGCGGUAGGAUUGACAAGUAUUAGUGGAACUACCCUACAACCAAUCGUCAGGGAAAGUGAGUUAUGCCAGUCACAUAACAAGAAAGCUGUGGAAAAAGUCGACGGCAAAUUAGAUUUUCCGAGUCGUCAUGACCGGUCUCCCGUCCCACCCGAAUUUAGAGAUGUGUUUGACGAUUCUAUUUAUCCUCGUUCACACUUUCCUGAGGCGUGGCUGUGGGACAUGAAUCUAUAUACGGGUCACUUUAACGAGAUAACACUUUCUCUAUACGCUCCAGAUUCAAUAACAGAGUGGGUCAUUGAAGCUAUUGGUAUAUCAGACGAUUACGGGUUUGGCGUUGCGGAACCAAUUUCAUUCCAAGUGUUUAUUUCUGUUUUUGUGGAAUGUCACAUUAUAUAUGCUUUUACUCGUUUGGAGCAGUCUUCUCUGUCGUGUACGGUAUACAACUACGAUCGUCAUAAUCUACAGGAAAGUUGUGCUGUUUGUUUGUUUCUACAUUUUGCCCUUUUGCUUGUAUUUUAGCUAUUUCGUUACAGAAAGUUUUGUUAUGUGUAGAAUUGUCGCGAUGACAAUGGGCUUAUUUCAAAUAGAAUUUGUCAACAGUUAUGCUACUUGGCAACUUUACAAAGUUUCGUCAGUGUGCAGAGAGACAGGCAGUCAGUCAGUCAGACAGACAGACAGACAGACAGACAGACAGACAGACAGACAGACAGACAGACAGACAGACAGACAGACAGACAGACAGACAGACAGACAGACAGACAGACAGACAGACAGACAGACAGACAGACAGACAGACAGAAUCAAGUUUAUUGUCAACGAUCUUCACUACUACAAACAGUUAUUGUUAAAAUGAAAUGUUCUACUUGUAGUCCGAGACUAUUGCUAAUGAGUAAAACACUGAAUGUCUCUAUCUACUCCCAAAACACUGUCAUCUCCUAAUGAGCGCACAGAAAGCCUUGACAGCUUCCGCAAAAUCACUCUGCUGUUGCAUUUUUGAAGAGUAAUAGACAGUCUUUUCCUCCAGAAGGUUUUAAACUCUACCGCAAUUCAGACAGACGGACAGACAGACAGACGGACAGACGGACAAAGACAUACAGACAAAGACAUACAGAGAUUCCUUACUAAACUCAAACUGGCAAUUACAAUUGACAUUUUAAUGGUAUUAGAAACAUUUAAUUAUACGUGAUUGAUGCACUUUUGUUCAAAUGUCUGCGUCGAAAGAGUAGCUAUGACCUGCAUGUAGAGACAUAGAGAUAGGCAAAGAAACUGCAUAGCAAUAAAUUCUGUUUAAAAUGUCAAAAGGAAACGUUUCGUUGGCAGACGAGAGAUAGAGAUGACGCAAGUACGUUUUGAAAGUUUAUAGCUAAGGAAGAAACUACUUAAAGUAUGCAGAUUAACUAAUUCACUCAUUUACAAGCCAUUAUGGCUACUUUUGCUAAUUGACUUUAUUUUGAAUAUGAAUAUCUGAAUGUUCUGUCUUGUUUGUGCGGCCAGCUGCAAUGUUCUAAUUUUGCAAAAUACGAAUUCUAGCUCAGAGCCUUUCGAACUUUUGUACUUAAUCUCAUUGUUUGAAGAAUUGUUUUUGUGUGUUCCGUUUCACGCUUUUAUUCUAGAUUCUGAUAUCUGUUUGUUGCUUUUAGGGCUGUGUUUCCGUUUUGAGGCCGUGUGUGCCGAGUUACACUACUACUACUACUAGCAGCAGGGUUUUGUAUACCGGCCUUCACUGCAUCAAUGUACAAGGACAAAGCACGACAUUAGUCAGAUUUCCCAUUAAACCGUGGUGGGCUGGUCAAAAGAAACUCACAAUACGAUUGCAUACCGGCGUAAUUGUGCGAGACGUCAUCCAUGACAUCAACAUUAGACCUGAUGAAGUUCCUAGAGAAGUCGACCUUGGUACAGAGCUAGCUCCUCAAGAUCGAUGUCCCAAGCUCGAAGCAAUUGACAACAGGCUGUGUAACGCUUGUCAUCAUCACCACUAUGUCUACCGAGUUCGCGUGAAUAAGAAGGUUCACACCAACAGAUCGCUGAAGUACAGAGUCACUAUUGUAGAUAUCUUGAAACCAGGAGCAUUAUGCGUGGAAGUUGGCAAUAAAUUGGAUCUUUGGCUCCCUUCCAUUUGCAAUCUAGAAAUCGAGUUAGAAGCAGGCAGGGAAUAUCAUGUCCAGGGAAGAGACGACGGUAUUAAAAUCGUUUUUGAUCGCAACUGUCUUAUCGAGCCGUGGCCUGAAAUGACGGGCAAUGAAUGCAAAGCAAAGUUGACAAGAGAAUGUAUCAAGCGCCCGUGUUUCAAAUUCAAGGGAAAGAAACAUCGCAAACUCUGCAAAAAAACACGUAAAGGCAUGUGCUCAAAAGUGAUUCGUGAACUAUGCAAGAACAAGCUUGAAUUUGAUGAGUACAUUCUCAAGUUAAAAGACGGUGCAAUAUGCGAAAUGCAAAAUUUAUGUGACUAGAAUGAGUGUGAAGAAAGACUUGCUUAGACAGUUGCUGGUCUGUUGCUGUUCUGUUUUUGUUAAUUGUUUUUGUAUGAAAUAGUAAACAUUAAUUUGUUUGCAAAA
Messenger RNA from Corticium candelabrum, 3927 nucleotides. RefSeq names its product ophiophagus venom factor-like. The coding region runs from base 8 to 1891 and encodes 627 amino acids. Lineage: Eukaryota; Metazoa; Porifera; Homoscleromorpha; Homosclerophorida; Plakinidae. The record is from RefSeq and is a predicted model, not a curated record. The transcript has 19 exons. Gene Ontology annotation, molecular function: endopeptidase inhibitor activity.